AUGGAGGAUUCACUGUCGCAAGUCCGGCCUCAGCAUUUGGGCGACAAGUAUGGGCCAAGACUCGUCGGCAAGGCAGACAAAUUACACCAUCAGGCGGUCGCUAUGAAGCCUGGCGCAAAGGGUGAAUCGUCCCAGCCUCCGGGGGGCUUCGAUAGCACCCCGUUUCCCCGAGCGCCGCCCGGCUAUACCUUGAAAUUCACUUUCCAUCGUGGUGUCAACCUCCCCUGCGCAGACUUUGGCUCAUUUUCAUCCGACCCGUAUAUACAUGCCACACUCACCGUUGAUGUUCCCCAGCGCCAUAAGCAAGAUCCACUCCCUACUUUCAGAACACCGACAGUGCGCAAAAACCGAGAUCCCGUCUGGGAGAGCACUUGGGUUGUUGCCAAUGUCCCCGAGUCUGGGUUCCGCUUAAAAUGCCGCGUUUACGAUGAGGAUGCAGCGGAUCACGACGAUAAGCUCGGAAAUGCUUACAUUCAAGCAGAUUCAAUGAGCACAUCCUGGCCCGGUUUUCGAGAACAGCCUUUUCGCCUCAAGAAGCAUACGGGAAGCAAGCGAGUUUAUCUAUUUGGGAACAUUGCCGCCUUGGCUUCGCGGCGGCUAGACACUGAUUCACAUAUAGUCAUCAGCGUGGAAUGUUUGGCAUUUCUCGCCUUUGAUCGGCAGGCUGAUAGGGACGAAAGAUGCUGUCCAAAGCCAAGAUGGCAGGAAAACCGUCAAUCGCUACAAGCCAUUCAAAUACAAUUACAGGGCCCUGUUCCCACUGAACUGUAUCAUCGAUAUGUGGAGUUUAAGCCUUUCGUGGCGGGGAUGUUUACAUCACAUACUCUCCGGGGCCGCAUACUCAACAGAGCCCUUCACCAUCAACACGAGCGAAUCUACAACUUUGAUAGAGCAACUUUGAAUGGCCAGUUCGAGUCACCGUGCGUGGAGCUCACGCAGAAAUUCCUCGAGUUUGUUCAUUAUGCGCAAGGUGGAAGGAUAUUUACCUAUGUACUCACUCUUGAUGGCCAAUUUCGCUUCACCGAAACAGGCAAAGAAUUCGGGAUUGACAUGUUAAGCAAGCAUACAAUGCAUAGCAAUGUGUCGGUCUAUAUUGCUUACUCUGGGGAAUUCUUUAUUCGACGACGCAAACACCAUCGUCGAUCACAUUCCUUAGUUUCCAAUCGGUCAGAUACAGAGUACGUUAUCGACCACGCCGGUGAAGAAAUGGAGGUGUCCACAGAUCCCAGCAGGUAUGAACUGUUCAUAGACAAUGAUAGCGGUACCUACCGUCCAAACGCCAAAUACCUCCCCUUGCUGAAGCAAUUCUUCGCCUCCAACUUUCCGGAACUCCACAUCACGACUCUGGAUUGCCAGGCGGAUGCAGAGCGAAUGGAUGAGCUCAAGACUGAACAGAGGGAGCUUAAGAGCAGAGUUGGAGGCCAAAUGGCUUUCCUUCAACAGCGGAGCAGGUCUUCGUCUUCGUUGUCCAUAUCCAGCUCUGACGAAGAGGAGCUGAACGAGCGCAACGGCUUGGCGCAAAAGAAGAGAGGAGAAUUCGCGCAAAGAGUGCACGAUAUGCGUGACGUCAAGGGACAAGUGAUGAAAUGGGCACAGGGCGAUGAAGACUUGCCGCCGGACGGGACAAAGUUGAAGGCUUCGUCGUCGCAUACCGACCAGACACGGCCUCCCGACCAGACGGAGAGGACAGCACAUACUGGUGAUGAACAGCACUGA
This is a messenger RNA of Aspergillus calidoustus, 1716 nucleotides long. The record is from the annotation of a GenBank genome assembly. NCBI's taxonomy places the organism in Eukaryota, Fungi, Ascomycota, Eurotiomycetes, Eurotiales, Aspergillaceae.